Molecule: messenger RNA, 867 nt
Organism: Fonsecaea nubica
Lineage: Eukaryota; Fungi; Ascomycota; Eurotiomycetes; Chaetothyriales; Herpotrichiellaceae
Exons: 1
Coding region: 1-867 (288 amino acids)
Molecular function (GO): peroxiredoxin activity
Source: RefSeq, a predicted model, not a curated record
AUGUCGAAUGACCAACCGGACCAAAUGAACACUCACCCGGCAGCGGCAAACUUGGGAGAAGCUCAUGGCAGAAGCGAGCUUUCCGCCGAGCAAGAGGCCCUGAAAGCAGAGUUCGUGGCCGCUGGGGGCACAUGGUCCACCUCGUGGGAAGCACUCGUGUUGCUGGACCCGGGUUACUUUUCUGCGUAUCUGCGACUGCGCUCAGUCCCCUUCAGAAGAAAGAAAUUGCCACGCAAAAUCCAAGAGCUUGUUCUUCUCAGCCUGAACGCGUCUUGUACUACUAUGUUCACACCCAGCAUCCAAGCACACACCUGGGGCGCUUUGCAAGCAGGGGCUACAAGGAGUGAGAUCAUGGAAGUUCUCGAGCUGGCCUCAGUUUUGGGAAUCCAUGCAGUGAACGUGGGUGUUCCACUCCUUCAGGAAGUCUUGCGCGAGGAACAGCUGGCUCCCAGUCAGGUCGCAGACACACUCGAUCAUCGACGGGAAGCACUAAAAUCCGACUUCAUCAACAAGCGAGGGUACUGGCACUCGAGCUGGGAGAACGUGCUAGAACUCGACCCGGACUUCUUCGAAGCAUAUACUGAGUUUUCAUCAUACCCUUUCCGGCAGCGCCAACCUUCCGAGCAGUCAGAUGAGAAUGUCAUGUCUCAAGGUCUUGAAGCCAAGGUGAAAGAGCUGAUAUAUUGCGCAAUUGAUUGCGCUACAACGCACCUCUUCGUACCAGGAUUGAAGAUUCACAUUCGCAAUGCCUUGAAAUAUGGUGCCGGACCUGAAGAGAUCAUGGAAGUUUUCGAGUUGGCAAGUCUGAUGGGCAUUCAUACUGUGACUGCUGGCGCUGAGGUGCUGGCGAGCCUAAGCAAGACUUGA